AAGCGCAUGAAGACGGGCCAGCCUCUCCACGCCGGAAUCGAUCCGGACCUCAAGGGUCCAGGAAUCGAUCCAGGAGAGGCGGCGCAACUGUGGCUCGAGGGCUCGAGGCGCGGCGAGGCGUCCUGGCGGCGUGCGCGGCGACGGCGGGCAAAGGCAAGGGCGACGGCGCACCGGCGUCCGGCGGCGACCUUCUCAUCCUCCACCUUCUCACCGAUUGUACCAGCAGUUUCUAGAAUUGGUGAAGACGAGCCACCACCACCUUGGGACCCGAUUUUGACUCCGGAAGGUGGAUUGGAUGUCAGAGUUGCACUGGCGGUUCGUGCAGGCGGUGGAGCAGCUGGGCAUUGGCGAGAAGGUGUCGUCCCAGUUCUCUUGCAUUGUCCAGGCACAAGGAAAAUUACAUUAGGAUGUUGUGCUGUAAUGGUUGAUCUCGAUUGCUAACAAUCUAUUGUGUUAAAUUAAACUCUAGGAAGAGGAUUUUGUUGCUCAUGCAGUUUGAAAAAAGAUGCUUGAGGCGGCUUGCCGUAGCUGUGAUAGUCAUUUCUAUAGCAUGUUACUAAUUGAUGUUCUUGUAUUUGUAUGGCUUUAAUUGCUUCAUGGACUAGGUGGGAACAUGUUAUAAGAUUCAGGAACGGUUCAACAUA
Messenger RNA from Panicum virgatum (switchgrass), 644 nucleotides. RefSeq lists its product as uncharacterized. The transcript is spliced from 3 exons. The record is from RefSeq and is a predicted model, not a curated record. Lineage: Eukaryota; Viridiplantae; Streptophyta; Magnoliopsida; Poales; Poaceae. The coding region runs from base 7 to 441 and encodes 144 amino acids.